AUGAAAAGUAAAGGGAAAUCCACCAAAGGUGCAGAAACUGUGAGCGAGUCGAAAGGGAAAUCUGCAGAAGAUGUCACAACAACUGUAAGGGUAGAAAAUUCCUCCAAAAGAGUAAAGCAAGAGAGUUCUGUUGUAACUGUCCAAAGCGCGAAAUCCAAAACGAGAAGUAACAAAAAGCGUAAGCUAGAAAAACAGAGAAAGAGGAUAGACAUAUCGAGUGAUGAAAGCGAUAUUUACUUUUAUAACGAUCUUCAAAGAUGGAAAAACAAUGUUAAGGUACCAAUUUGGCUGAAAAAACCAAAGGACAAAGAAUCAUUAGGCGAAUUUUAUAAAAAUGUGAUAAGGAAAUUAUUAAGAGUUAAAAAUAAAAUAAGAGCUUACAAAAUACAGGAAUCAUACCUAAUAGAUUGUUUACAAAAGUGUAUGAUCGAUCUGAAUUCAAAUUCUACUAGGCCUCUCGAUUUUAUGAAUUGUGAAUUCUUUAACAAGUUGCUAUCACGAAAUAGCGUGAGUGCCUUUUCAAAAAAUGAUGAAAAUAGUUUAGAGAAGGAUAAAUGUUUUACAAAAAGUAAUAACAAUAAUGAAGAACACCUUUCUCAUAACUAUUGGACGCACACGUGUAAAGAAAAUAACGUGAAAUCGAUACAACAUCAGAGUGAUGGAUGUUGCACACAAUGUGAUGAGAUUUUAUAUGGUAGAAACGAAAUGUAUUGUCAAGAAAAACAAGACAAAGUAAAAGUGAAGGGCUCACCAUCAAACACCAAUAAAAGGUGCAGUCAUUCCGUUGAGUCCAACACAGAUAAUAGCAACAAUAGUGAUAAUAACAAAAAAGACAAAAACGAUACACACAUCUGUAAGGAUGACAAUUAUUUAAUGAAAUCCAUAGAAACCAAUGUGAAGGAUUCAGCAGAGGAGAUAAAUAAAAAUAUAUUAACAGAAGAAGAAACGAAAUGUUUAAUAGAACGUUUAAAAAAUGCUAUUUGUAUGGAAGAGAAAAAUAAAAAAAAAGAUUUAAUGAAACACCUUUUUAGUAAGGUAAUUAUUCCUGGUGCAUUCUUUGAAAAUAAUAACUUUUGUCCUAUAUUUAUGAAUUUGUUGAAAUUGGACAUAUACAACACUUGUCGUAAAAAUGAUAUAAAAGUGGAUUCCAAGUUAAUGAACCUAAUCAAAUUUAUGAACAACCUUAAUGAAAAUUCUUUAGAAGAAAUUAAGAAAGGGGAAAAAAGAAAAGGUGAUGAUGAAGUUCUGACGUAUCAAACAGAAUCAGAAAAUAACGCAUAUAGCGAAGAUCACCAUUUUUUUAAAAGUCAAACGUCCUUAUUUAAGUUAUCACAGUAUUGUAUAGAAAAAGGGAUAAUAAUAAAUAAAGAAGUUGUUUCAUUCGAUACUGUUUACAUUUAUACUGGGAAAGAAACUUGUCGUGACACGUAUGCAUCUGAAUGUGCUGAUCAAAAAUACAAACAUAAGAAGAAAAAAUUAGGAACCAAUGAAUAUUUAAAGUAUUCCCUAGAUAUUUCAAAGAAAAAAAAUGAUUCUUUACAUUUUAUUGACGAAAAACAAGUCAUAUUAAAUAAUGAAAUGAAUCAAUUGAACACAUGCAAUAAUGUGGAUUCUUAUGAAAAACAGUUUAACCACACGAGAAUGGAAGGAAAACAUGAAAAUGUUAACACAUAUGUUGAAGAAGGAAACAAAAACGAAAAUUUUUUAUCCAAAGAUAGUGAACCUCAUGUGAAAUCAAAAAAAUAUGCAGAUAGUGUGGAAGUAUAUAAUGUUUCAAACUACUCUGAUGAGAAGGAGAAAUCUCAAUAUGACAAAAUUUAUUCUGGAAAUGGAAACUUUGUAUUAUCAGAGGGGGGGAGAAGUGGAAAUGAAAAAAAAGAAUCGUCUUCGAGUUCGAUGAGCAGUUCCAUGGCAAUAAUUAAAUCUAUAGAUGGAAGGAGUCAAUUAAAGUGUCAUACAACAGUAGAUAACAAAAAGGAUGAGUUGAAAGACUUAAAAAAGGAGUUGAAUGAAAAAAAACAUUUUCUUGAACUUCCAGGGGAAGAAAAUUUAAAGCGAAAUGAUGACAUAGGAGAAAAAUUGCUGAACAGCGAAAAUGUAAUUUUUUUCAAGACAGGUUCAGUAAAAGGUGCCACCAGCGAAGAUGGGUACACGUUGUAUAAACAGAACGAAGUUGAGCAGGUUGAAAAAUGUGAUAAUUUGAAUUUAGCACAAUCCGAAUUUGGAGAUUGUAUGAACCGCGAGAAUACAAAAUUAUGUAAAAGAAAGGUACAGGAAAGUGGUGAUACAAACAGUGAAAUUCAGUCUUGUCAAUUUAACACCUUUGAAGAUUUUUUGGAAAAUCCGAAAAGUGUUAAAAAAAAAAAAGUCCAUAAUAAUAAUAAUAAUAAUAGUAAUAACGAAUUUGAAAGCCUCAGAAGUGAAGAGAGAGAUUCCAUUGGGAAAUAUCAUGACAAUUGCAGCGAUUAUGCAGGGUGUGAUGUGAAGGACUCUCUAGGGUAUCAUGAUGACAAGAGGAAAAAUGAAUUAAAUCAUCUGGAAGAUUAUACAUGCGAGGAAAAAAUUCCCAACCAAUAUUAUAGUUAUAUUGAUGAUAUGAAUUCGUCUAAUCAAAAUACUGAAGAGAUAUCCUUGAAAAAUGUAAACUCGUGUAGUGUUCACUCGUCUAGUGAGCGUCCCCAAAGGUCUCACGAUAGUGAUAGUAACAUUUCUGUUAUUAUAGAAAAAAUUGAUUUUGAUAUAAAUAAACAAUAUACUUCAGAUGAAAAGGGAUUUCAUAAUGUAGAUAUGAAACUGCUUAGCACGAGACACAACAACAACACAGUUUUUAUGAAUUUUCAGGAAGAGAGGAAAAAGCGAACUAACAUGGAAAAUGAGGACAUGAAAUCAGCCACAAGAGGCUUUUGUGAUAAUGCAAAUAUCGGAUCUGUCAUAGUGAUGAAGGAACAUGUCAACUGUGUUAAUACAAAAUGUCUUCCUAAAGAUAUUUUCAACUCGGAGGUGAUCAUUUUGGAAGAUGAAGAUGAGAUUGAUGGAGUAGAUGUAGGGGCAGAGGUAGGAGAUGCAGAGGCAGAGGUAGGAGAUGCAGAGGCAGAAGUAGGAGAUGCAGGGGCAGAAGUAGGAAAUGUAGGGGCAGAAGUAGGAGAUGCAGGGGCAGAAGUAGGAAAUGUAGGGGCAGAAGUAGGAGAUGCAGGGGCAGAAGUAGGAAAUGUAGGGGCAGAAGUAGGAGAUGUAGGAACAGAUGUGAGAGCAGAAUAUGCAGCGAAAUGCAAAGGAAAUUCUGCAGUAGACAAGGACACGUCCUGCAUAAAUUUUUACCAGAGGAAUGAAGAAGAAGUUCGGACUUUGGUUGAGAAAAGCCCGAUAUGCAACCGUGAUAGUUCCUUUGAGGAAAGUAAAACAAAAACUAGAGGCGAACUUUCCAUUUUGAGCAUCGAUAUUAACAAAGCAAAUAAUGUAGUACUGGAAGGACUGAUGGAAUUUUUCGGCCUAAAGAGCAAAAGACUUUCGAGAAAAAUCCUAAUCAGUGAGUUGACAAAAAUACAAAAUUAUCUAAACGAACAAUGUGAAAAAAUGGAGAAUGAAUAUCCAUCUUUGGUUCCUAUAACGAAGUGUCAUUUAAAAUCAAGGAAAAGUAAAAGUAUCGUAAAUUCUAAUGAAAAGCAAAAUAGCACAAAUUAUGAGAAGGUAGACAAAAAUAUAAACAAAAUAUUUACAAAUUUGGCUAAUAUGAAAAAUCCUUUGAAUGGUCAAAUUAGCAGUGUAUUGCAAACAGAGGUAAAAAGUUUUUGUAAAAGUGACAAGUUACUGGAUGGAACUCUAUUUACUGUUUCUCAGAUGAGUGAUAAGUUCAUACAUGAAGAUUCUUUAAAUGAUGACCAAGACAAAUUACAAGAAGAUUACCUAAAUCGUAUGAAAAGUAAAAUAAAACAAAUGGAAUUAAAAUCGUUAUUUGAAACCAUUGAUGAAGCCAUUGGUGUUAAUGAGGAACUACAUGAAUAUAUAAAAAAGGAAAAGCAAAUAGAAUAUUCUGUUUUAAAAAGGUAUCUAGUUGAUUGCAAAUUAAAUGUCAACAGAGAAGUUAUCGUGUUAUACUGUAAAGAAAAAAAUAUACAACUUGUUCAUUUAAGAAAAAAGCAAAAGUGUGAAGUAAGGGGAGAAGUACAAACCACAUCUUCAUUUAUCAAUUAG
Messenger RNA from Plasmodium gonderi, 4191 nucleotides. RefSeq lists its product as hypothetical. NCBI's taxonomy places the organism in Eukaryota, Apicomplexa, Aconoidasida, Haemosporida, Plasmodiidae. The coding region runs from base 1 to 4191 and encodes 1396 amino acids. The record is from RefSeq and is a predicted model, not a curated record. The transcript has a single exon.